Messenger RNA from Auanema sp. JU1783, 1338 nucleotides. Lineage: Eukaryota; Metazoa; Nematoda; Chromadorea; Rhabditida; Rhabditidae. The record is from the annotation of a GenBank genome assembly.
AUGAUUCAUUUGAAAUUUUUUGUAGUCCUGGCAUCGUUUAGCAAUAGUGGGCUUCUGGCUGACCUAUCUGUCGUCAUCCAACUGUGGAUGAAGGAAACAACCUUAGAUUUCAGAUACAGCUCAGUUAUUUAUGAUGUAAUCCCAAUAGCCUUUGCUGUGUUAGGACUUGCUUUCGUUUUCGCUCUUUAUAUAAUUCAUCUGAUCGCUUUGUCCUAUGGAUGGUCCAAAUUACAUCGACCAAACUCAGAGUAUCAUCACCAUCUAAUGAAACAGAAAGGAACCAAUGGAAAGACGUAUGAUCUACCUGGUGUGACUAUAAUUAAGCCGUUAGUCGGCAUAGAUGCCAAUCUAGAGACCAAUUUAACCAGUUUCUUUAAUCUAGACUAUCCCAAGUACGAAAUCUUUUUCUGCGUCCACAGGCGUGAGGAUGAAGCAGUGGGUGUGGCCAAAAAGCUAAUGCUCUUGUAUCCAGAUGUAUCCGCUCGUAUAUUUUAUGGCGGUGAAAACGUCGGCCUCAAUCCCAAAAUUAACAACAUGAUGCCCGCUUAUCGAGCUUCGCAAUACCCAUUCAUCUUAAUUAGUGACAGUGGUAUACUAAUGAGAACAGAUGCUUUAAAGGAUAUGGUGGAAACGAUGUUAUCCGGUGAACGUAAUGCGAUUGUAACUCAAACCCCAUAUUGUCUGGAUAGACCUGGAUUUGCCAAUACUGUUGAACAGAUUUACUUUGGCACUAGUCAUGGAAGAAUUUAUUUAGCUGGAAAUUGUUUAGGAUUCGUUUGCUCCACAGGAAUGUCUUCUCUUCUCCGAAAGAAGGCUUUAGAUGAGUGUGGAGGAAUUAGGGCUUUCGGUGACUAUCUCGCCGAAGACUUCUUCUUUGGAUUGAUUCUGAGCAGAAGAAAUUGGCAUGCUGCCAUUUCAUCCUAUCCUGCUCUGCAGAACACUGCUGAUCUCACACUUUCUAAAUUCCAUAACAGGAUAUGUAGAUGGAUGAAACUUAGAAUCGCUAUGCUUCCACAUAUUAUUUUUGUAGAACCUAUACAGGAUUGUUUCCCCUCUGGAAUUAUAUUCGCCUUAGUGUCUUCGUUUUUGUUUGGUGCAAACCCUCUGAAGGUUUUCUUGUUUCACUGUAUCUUCUGGCUUGUUUGUGAUUAUAACUUGUUGCUGCGAAUGCAGAAUGGAUUUUUAAAAUUCUCUUUCAAUGAAUUUUUAGUGGGCUGGUUUCUCCGAGAGAUCCUCAGCCCUCUCAAUUUCUUCCGAGCAUUAUUAAACCCAGAUAUAGAAUGGCGUCAUGGACGAUUCCGAUUACAUUGGGGAGGUAGAAUAAAAUCUCAUAGAUAA